Messenger RNA from Cariama cristata (Red-legged seriema), 1327 nucleotides. RefSeq names its product nuclear factor of kappa light polypeptide gene enhancer in B-cells inhibitor, alpha (gene NFKBIA). The record is from RefSeq and is a predicted model, not a curated record. NCBI's taxonomy places the organism in Eukaryota, Metazoa, Chordata, Aves, Cariamiformes, Cariamidae. The transcript is spliced from 5 exons. Gene Ontology annotation, molecular function: protein binding. The annotation marks the transcript as partial.
UUUUCUCCACUUGGCGAUUAUUCACGAGGAAAAAGCCCUGAGCCUGGAGGUGAUCCGGCAGACAGCCGGGGACCGUGCUUUCCUGAACUUCCAGAACAACCUCAGCCAGACUCCUCUUCACCUGGCAGUGAUCACUGAUCAGCCUGAAAUUGCUGAGCAUCUUCUGAAGGCCGGAUGCGACCUGGAAAUCAGGGACUUCCGAGGAAACACCCCCCUGCACAUCGCCUGCCAGCAGGGCUCCCUCAGGAGCGUCAGUGUCCUCACACAGUACUGCCAGCCGCACCACCUCCUCGCUGUCCUGCAGGCAACCAACUACAACGGACAUACGUGUCUCCAUUUGGCAUCUAUUCAAGGAUACCUGGCUAUUGUCGAAUACUUGCUGUCCUUGGGAGCAGAUGUAAAUGCUCAGGAGCCAUGCAACGGCAGAACGGCACUACAUUUGGCUGUCGACCUGCAGAAUUCAGACCUGGUGUCGCUUCUGGUGAAACAUGGGGCAGAUGUGAACAAAGUGACCUACCAGGGCUAUUCCCCCUACCAGCUCACAUGGGGAAGAGACAACUCCAGCAUACAGGAACAGCUGAAGCAGCUGACCACAGCCGACCUGCAGAUGUUGCCAGAAAGUGAGGAUGAGGAGAGCAGUGAAUCAGAGCCCGAAUUCACAGAGGAUGAACUUAUGUAUGAUGAUUGCCUUAUUGGAGGACGACAGCUGGCAUUUUAAAGCUGAGCUUUCUGUGAAAAGAAGUGACUGUGUACAUAUGUAUAGAAAAAGGACUGACUUUCUUCAUUUAAAAAGAAAGUCACGACACAGAGAGAAAAAACAGGAGGGAAAUACUACACUGCCCAGCAAGGAGCACAUAAUUGUAACAGGAUGGUUCCAGGUUCUGGCCUGUGUUUAAAUGCAGGAGUGGGAUGUGUAACAUCAGUAGAGACCCAUGGUUAUUCACACCACCUGAUAAAGAGCCGCAUAGCCAAUCUUCUCAACCCUACGAAGGUAACGGACUGCACAUCCAGCCUGCCAGUUGCAGAGAGCUAUCUUGUGGUGUUAAGUACCACGAGGAACACACGUCCUCUCGUAGCAAGGCAAGGCUUGUACCGACACCCCAUCUUCCCAGAGACCUGAUGUUAGUUUGUGUUUGUGGUGGUGCUCCCUGGCCUUACUGACCGACCUCAGCUGCUCCCGGCAGGUCAUCCCAGGCUGGGGAGUCAAACGGGGGGACUGCUGACCUCCUGGCCCUUAGGAGAAAGUAGCAAUAAUGUUAACUGUGGGCAUUGGAAACUCUGUGUUUCACACCAUGUGUGUCAUAAUUGCUACACUUUUUAGCAAUUG